Bombina bombina (fire-bellied toad) is the source of this 1336-nucleotide messenger RNA. RefSeq names its product chromosome 2 C12orf43 homolog (gene C2H12orf43). Gene Ontology annotation, biological process: Wnt signaling pathway; negative regulation of Wnt signaling pathway; Spemann organizer formation. The transcript has 6 exons. The record is from RefSeq and is a predicted model, not a curated record. Bases 8 to 721 code for a protein of 237 amino acids. Lineage: Eukaryota; Metazoa; Chordata; Amphibia; Anura; Bombinatoridae.
AGUCAACAUGGCUGCGCCCAAGAAGACCACGGUGAAUUCCGAUUCAGACUCUGACAGCAGCGACAAUCGAGAGCGCUUCCGAGAAGCUGCCUGGAAUCCUCCGGGUGUAACAGCCCUAAAUAAGCAAGCUGAAAUAUCCCCAGCUGUCUCAAGUUCCCGGGUUAGGCCUGAUUGCCAUGAACAUGAUGGGAAUGAAUUACAGACAACUCCAGAAUUCCGCUCACAUGUUGCUAAGAAACUUGCUGCCAUGUUGGACAGCUGCAUAAAGGAAACACCUGGACAUGAAACCUUGCUGACAAAACCUGACAGCGCUGAUGAGGAUGAUGCAGGUUUUCGCCUCUUCGUCACGUCAGUUCCUGGGAACUGUGGGACAGUUACCUCAUCUGUUUGCACCAGACGCAAGGUGGCUUCUUCGUGCAGUGAAGACAGCGAGGAGGAAAAGCUGAGAUUCCAGGAGGCAGCAGUGUCAGCUGCUGACAUCCUUAAACAUAGUGCAAUAAUACCUGAGCAAAAGGACAAAUGUGAAACCCAAGCCAUUCAAAAGAAACGUAAGAAGAAGAAAAAGAAACAGAAGAGGGAGGCAGAGGAGGGUGAUGAAGAGGGAUUAAGUGAGGUUUUAACUUCUGAGUCUGGUAAGAAUGGACUGAGUGAGAAAAAGAAAAAGCGGAAGAAGCAUAAAGUGGAUUUGGAGCCAUGUGACCGAUCUGAGGAAGAUGAAUGACUCUCCUGGUACUGUGCAGUGAGACAACAAUGAUAGUAUAAAUCUCAUUAUGUUUUUUUAUAUGGAAACGGUCAAAACCGUUGCAAGUCUUAGUGGUGUCCUCUGCUACAAAAAAUGUCAUUUUCUUGCAUGGCUGCUUUGUGUGACCUGUGGCAACCAUGUCCGGCACCUUUCUGUCCAUGUGCAACUGUCCUCUCCCACCAAAGAGUCCAAGCUCAACCAAGAGCCUCCAGUUCUUGACUUAAACGCUCACAGGGUUCUCCCACCAUAUGAGGUUAGGCAGGAAACAUCCAUGGACCUGGAGUCUAUGGAACUAUCAAUGAUAAAAUUGCACAGACAUUUGUGUCACUGUGAGGAAGGUGCCAUCUGGGUGGAGAUAUAACUGUCAAUGGUGCUGUGUGCGGGGGACAGGAGGUGAUUGUGAUUUUCUGGGGUGCUGGAAUUGUGGUAAUGUACCAAGCUGGCUGAGGACACUGUGGGAAUAAAAUAAAAAUGGUCAGGUUCUUUUUUUUUUUUUUUUUUCUGUUGCCCUUCUGCCACUCUGAGCUUUAUCAUGCAAACAUCCAACACCACAAACUGUUAUUUUGUUUAUUAAAAAGCUUGCAUAUCCUUUUA